AUGGCGCAGUACGAUAAACGCCGUGCCAACGGGCCGGAAGAUACGUACCUGCCAGUAUUCGACCUCUCGGUGCAUCCUUCCGCACCUGAAGGCUCUGUAUGGGUGAUCGACGAGCACCGCUUGCUUACUGAGCCCAAACUGAUACCCCCGUCAGAGCUGGCCUUGCAGACCAUGGCGCUCGGUGUCGAUUUGCCGAGUGCCGAGCGGAUCGAUAUUAGGCCAAUACAUGUGCAGCCUGGGAUUAUUCCAAACGCGAGUGGUAGUGCGCUCCUGGAAUGUGGAAGUACGAAAAUUGCUUGUGCAGUGUAUGUGCGUGGUCGGCAGUAUGCGGGUAAAGCGGAAUUGAACGUGAAUGUGGACAUGUCGCCGUUCUCGCGCACGGUACGUUGCAAGCCCGGCAAGGAUGCAGAAGCGCCGGGGCUUGCAGCGCUGGUCGAGCAGGCUCUGCUCCCUUCGAUUCGACUUGAGCUGCUUCCUAAAUCGUCGAUUGACGUGUACGUAAAUGUGCUGGACAUGGAUACCACCGAGCUUGGGUGCGUCGCGCUGGCAAUCACAGCGGCUAGCGCAGCGCUGGCAGAAUCGGGUAUUGAAAUGUACGGCCUCGUGACGAGCGCCGCUGCGUGUGCAAUUCCUUCGCUUCCGCGCGACAAUGCAUGCGUUCAGCAAUGGGUCGUCGAUCCAUCCAGGGACGAGGCUGCGCAAGCAAGCACGCAUAUGCUUAUCGCUACAAUGCCUGCGCUCGAUCUAUACGAGACAGCGGCGCUUUCUCAAGUAUCCGAGAUGCUCGUUGCUGCCACUGGAAAGCUGCACGGCAUUGCCGCACAGUCGCUCUUUUUGUUGGCGCAUGGCGCGUGCACGUAG
Malassezia vespertilionis is the source of this 861-nucleotide messenger RNA. It is a transcript of the gene MTR3, whose product is annotated as 3'-5'-exoribonuclease. The coding region runs from base 1 to 861 and encodes 286 amino acids. NCBI's taxonomy places the organism in Eukaryota, Fungi, Basidiomycota, Malasseziomycetes, Malasseziales, Malasseziaceae. The record is from RefSeq and is a predicted model, not a curated record. Gene Ontology annotation, cellular component: cytoplasmic exosome (RNase complex); nuclear exosome (RNase complex); nucleolus. Gene Ontology annotation, biological process: rRNA catabolic process; poly(A)-dependent snoRNA 3'-end processing; nuclear mRNA surveillance. The transcript has 6 exons.